GAUGACGUCAGCUCCUGCUCAGCGCGUAAUUUAAAAAUAUCGCGCGGUACUUCCUGUUUACAUGAGCCGGCUAGCUUUUUGUUUAGCUCAGAGUCAAACACUCGGCAUCGCACCAUUUAUACAUAUAAGUAAAGUAUUUUAACUUGAGGCCGCAUUUCUUUCAUUCGGCGCACUUUCGGCUGUUCAAGGCAAAUAGUGACGUAAGCUAAUCAAACUGCACCCGCGUUGUUUGUACCGUUAACCGGCGGUAACGGCUACUUCGUGAGCAAGACCGACGGAUAUUGAUCAUUGUUUGGUAACGUGACAGUCACUCGUUGGUCCACGUUAAGUCGCUCCCUGACGGCUAACUUGAUGACCUGACUAGCUUCCUGUCCACAAUGGAGGACAGCGCUUCUUGUUCUUCGACGGUCGACGGUCUUCCUCGCGAGUCUUUCCUCGCGCGGACGUUGGCCCGGUUGUCCUCCACACAGUGUCUCAACGUGAGCGCCGAGGGGGCGGCUCCCGUCGCCGUGGUGGCGCUGCAGCGGUACUUAUCCGAGAAAAGCGAGGGGCUCGACAGCUACAGCUACGACGUCACGGUCACCGACGGGGUCUGGCGGGCCAAAUGCCUCGUGCACCCGAGUUUAAAUGGCCUGGUGCACUCGAACAGCCUGCGGACCGGGGGCGACAUCGACAUCACGCAGUGCUCCUUCGUUUACGACGAGAGGGUACUGGGACACGGUUACAUCUGCGUGGAGAAGCUCCGGUGCGGCGCGGAGAGGUCUGCGCUCCUGUCCCGCGUGAAGGACGUGGGUGCGCUGCCCAUGCUGGUCCGGCGGGGCAUGGAGUGCAGUGCGGCGCUGCGAAGCGACGCUCCUCUUCAGGUGAGCCGCAAACAUUACCUGUCUCUGUGGAACAACGACGACCCGGAGGGGGACAUCUGGACCUCAGGGUGCUCCUCAUCUGACACGGUGCUGGAUGUUUCCAAGAUUACUCUGCUGUGUAGUCUGGAGUCGUGCUUUAGAAAGACUUGGAAACCUCUCCCUCUCCUGGUGAAGAUAAUACACAAGUCUAGAUUACGGUAUUAUGGGAAGUUUGAGCUCAAGAUCGAUUAUCCUUACCAGGCGUACUUUGAAGUGGCUGACCAGAGUGGGACAAUGUCCCUUGUGCUUUGGAACGAACUUUGCCCAGAGUUUUACCAGAGUCUGAGCGUAGGCACCGUGUUGUACAUCCAGAAUUACACCUUGAAGCAGAGUUACUCCAACCGAUCACAUCCGCAAAUGGACCACCACAGAAUGAAGAGUUUUAACUCUGUGGAGAUCUGCCUGAACCCUCGCAACCCUAUUUCCUUCCUCACGUUGGUCUCACCAAAGACUGUACUGCCUCAGUGGGGGUUGCCCGAGGUUUGCUAUCAAUUCACCACCAGGUCAGAGUUGGAAAACGUAUCGCACAAUUCUGCAUGUGACGUCAUCGGUUUGGUGACAUUUGUUGGUCGUGUUGAAAGAGUCAAGAAUAAAGGGAACAAGGGUCCAGAAAAAUACUGGACGUAUCGCUGGAUCCACGCGGUGGACGGGACGUCUGACCUUCCUUUUGUCCUGGAGGUUUUUUCCACUUCCCAGCCAGAAGUCUUCAGCCGCAUAUGCCCGAUGACCUACCUGGUGUGCACUCAGAUGAGAGUUCGCCAUGUGGAAGGCUCGUUGCCCUACCUCACCAGCAGCUGCGAAACGGAGACGUUCAUCACAGGCUACCACAAAGGUCAGCCGUAUGUGAGCGACCCCGGAGUGAAACGCUUCAUCCAGUGGACCAAAACUCUCAAGGACAACGUGGUCCUCCAGAAGACCGCUGUUGGUGGUCAUUAUUGCUACCCUCGGCCCCCUCAGGCAUUCAGCCAGUCAAUCGCAGAUGCCUUAACUCAAGCUCCUCUGGUGGCUGCAGCGGACUUGAAGAAGGAGUUAGAGACUCUGCACUAUAGGGAACAUAAAAAAGUUGCAAUUCAAGGACAGAUCACAGCGGUGCGGUACAUGAAAAGCCCAAAAACCUCUCGAGGAACAGAAGAGAAAGAGGUGCAAGAUGUUUCUACCGAUGCGUGUGAACAUGCGGUACCAGAUACGCACAAGCAUCCCUCAACAGCUGAGCAGACUUCGGUGGCCAGUUCAACAUCUGCCUCUCCUGAGAGAAUCUCAGCCAGUGGAAGGAAAAGAAGAAAUCCAACGAGAAAAGCCACCAAGUCCUCUUUGAAUCGGGUCAGCGCGAUGGCAAAAAGGAGACAUAACGAUACAGAGGAAGGACAGGAGCAAGAAGAAGAAGAAGAAGAAGAGAGGGACUCUGGAUCUGAGGAGGCUCAGGAUGUGGAACGUCGCCAACAGCUGCAAAAUCAAGACUCCGACGUAAUGUCUUGGGAGAGCAGCAGUUGGCUGAAGCAACGACAAGAAGUGUCUGAACAUCUGGUUCGAGGCGGUCUGCACCGGGCCAGCGUGUCUCGGAGGUUCACGUUUGACGAAAAGAAUGUGCUCCUGCAGCAAAGUAACCUUCAACCGACGCGCUGGACGGCAGAGGGAAACGCAGACAUUACUCCUGGGGUUUGUCCAGGAUACUACCAAGUAACAAUAUUAGGCAUAAACAAGCAGAUAGCCGUUGAUGCUGCAUAUUUGCCCGUCGUGAGGUCCGAUGAGCCCGGGGCUGUCGGCCUUCCUCAGGAUCCCCACGACAACACCAUGCUGUCCUGCCUUUCGUCGGGCUUCCUCUGUCCGCUCCGCGACACCGGCAGCAACGGCGAGUCGACGCUCCCUGAGCCAGAGGAGGUCUUGGCGACCGCCCCUGAGCUGGAGGACACGCAUGUCGUGUGCGUCUUGGACCUUUGCCAUCUGGGUGGAGACGAGAUGGAGGUCCUGAUCAACAAGGUGUACAGAGUGACGGAGGUUUCUCUCAAUUAAGAUCAGCAGCAAACAUCAAUCAUGUCAUUAAAAUGUCACUUUGGAUAGAAAGAGCAAACGUUUUAGACCAAAUCUGAAUGUGAUUCUGCUCUAAAUUCUCUGAUUCCGUUCCAUAUGUACAGCACAUGUCGCAUCGUUCUUUAAAUAAUGUUUUUGAAGAGAGGAGGAAGGUAAUGCAAUCAAUUAAAAUACUGAAAUACAAGA
Messenger RNA from Cyclopterus lumpus (lumpfish), 3116 nucleotides. It is a transcript of the gene radx, whose product is annotated as RPA1 related single stranded DNA binding protein. The record is from RefSeq and is a predicted model, not a curated record. Gene Ontology annotation, cellular component: replication fork. The transcript has 15 exons. NCBI's taxonomy places the organism in Eukaryota, Metazoa, Chordata, Actinopteri, Perciformes, Cyclopteridae. Gene Ontology annotation, biological process: regulation of DNA repair. Gene Ontology annotation, molecular function: single-stranded DNA binding. The coding region runs from base 378 to 2912 and encodes 844 amino acids.